AUGUAUGUGAUUACCGUGGUAGGGAACCUGCUCUUCAUACUGGCCACAGUCUCAGACACCCAUCUGCACACCCCCAUGUACUUCUUCCUCUCCAACCUGUCCUUCAUGGACAUAGGUUUCACCUCCACCACUAUACCAAAGAUGCUGGUGAAUAUCCAGGCACAGAGCAAAGUCAUAACAUAUAAAAGCUGCAUCACCCAAAUAUAUUUAUUUUUAAUCUUUAUAAUACUGGACAUAUUACUGUUGACUGUGAUGUCCUAUGACCACUUUGUAACCAUCUGCCACCCUCUGCAUUACAUGAUCAUCAUGAAUCCCUGGCUCUGUGUGUUACUGGUUCUAGCAUGCUGGAUCAUGGUGGUCUCCUUAUUUUAUGGCACUGGGAUAGGUGUGUACCUUAGUUCUGCUGUCACCCAAAACUCACACUCAUCUGCAACAGUCUCAGUGAUGUACACUGUGGUAACACCCAUGCUAAACCCUUUCAUCUACAGUCUAAGGAAUAAAGACAUCAAGACUGCUCUUAAAAUAAUUUUUAAGAGGGCAACUAUGGAAAGGUUGUUUUGCCUGGAACUGAACAAAAUGCCAAUGCUUACCAGGCUCAAAGCCUGA
Messenger RNA from Heterocephalus glaber (naked mole-rat), 606 nucleotides. NCBI's taxonomy places the organism in Eukaryota, Metazoa, Chordata, Mammalia, Rodentia, Bathyergidae. The record is from RefSeq and is a predicted model, not a curated record.